Molecule: messenger RNA, 327 nt
Organism: Thermochaetoides thermophila DSM 1495
Lineage: Eukaryota; Fungi; Ascomycota; Sordariomycetes; Sordariales; Chaetomiaceae
Exons: 2
Coding region: 1-327 (108 amino acids)
Source: RefSeq, a predicted model, not a curated record
AUGAACAACGACUUCUUCGACAACAACUCUGAGAGCCUCUUCGUCACGCCUCACAAGCGACCUGCAAAGCCCCUCUGCAAAUUUUCGCCGUCGUCAGACAUUGAUUGUCUCCACCACGGAUACCGCACCCAUUUCGAAGAGCAUCCGCGCAUCGAGCACGCGCGCCCUUCUCAACUGACCACCCAAAAGCUCAAGGGAGCCUUCUCCGAAGACGGAUCCCUGCACAAGUCGGUCUCCCAAAUCUCAGAAAAAACUGCGCAGAAAUUUGCUCUCAGGACUAUCCCCAACGAGUUCAAGGAUGUGCCCAAGGCGCAAGACCUGGCGUAG